This is a messenger RNA of Olea europaea var. sylvestris, 954 nucleotides long. RefSeq names its product copper transporter 5.1-like. Gene Ontology annotation, molecular function: copper ion transmembrane transporter activity. Gene Ontology annotation, biological process: copper ion transmembrane transport; intracellular copper ion homeostasis. Lineage: Eukaryota; Viridiplantae; Streptophyta; Magnoliopsida; Lamiales; Oleaceae. The coding region runs from base 171 to 629 and encodes 152 amino acids. Gene Ontology annotation, cellular component: plasma membrane. The transcript has a single exon. The record is from RefSeq and is a predicted model, not a curated record.
UAAUAUGAGUGGAUUAACCACCUCUGUUCAUUUACUGUAAUUGACCAAUCCCAGCGGUCCAAAUAUGCUAAGGUAGCGUGUUAAUUUCUACUCCUGCCAAACAAGAAACAAAGAACCAAGCUGAGAAAAAUCAAAAUUCUCUCUAGAAUCCCUCAUCAAGUUUUGUGAAGAUGAUGCACAUGACCCUCUACUGGGGCAAAAAGGUUACGAUCUUGUUUGAUUCAUGGAAAACCGAUUCAUGGACCAGCUAUUUGCUUUCUCUUCUUGCGUGCUUCCUCGUCUCCGUUUUCUACCAGUACAUGGAGAACCACCGCCUCAGAUUCAAGCUUCUUUCUGUCAAAACCCAAAAAUCUCCGCCAUCGUCCAAUGGGUCGGCUGCCCUCAACAGCCCUUUACUCUUAUCGAAGUUCGCCGGUGGAGGCGGCAAAUGGACUGCAGCGAGAUUUGCCGGGGCGAUCUUAUUUGGAGUCAACUCUGCGAUCGGAUACCUUUUGAUGCUGGCGAUCAUGUCUUUCAAUGCCGGAGUGUUUAUUGCAGUGGUGGUGGGGCUUGCAAUUGGGUACCUGGUUUUCAGGGGCGGCGAUGAGGACGUGGUGGUCGUAGAAGAUAAUUCAUGUGCUUGCUCUUGAAUCCUUGCAUAAAAUAAAAAAUCCUCUUCUUAGUGGGAUUUGAUCUUAGAUCUUGAAUCUGUUGAUCAUAUGUAAUGUAUUGUGAAAUGAAUAUUAGAUUUUAGGGUUGUGCUGUGGUGUACACAGCGUUAUCCUAUAUUUUAUUUCUACUUUUGGCAUUAGUUUGAGUGGAUCUGUGAUUUUAUCUUCUUGGGAUGUGGUAAUACGUGGAUUUCGUUUGCUCAUAGCUACUUCAGGGAUGGAAGAUUCUUUACUGAAAUUCUGAUAUUUCUACUACUUGGCAUAGCUAAAUAUCCUAUCAUGAAUGGACUGUUUUUUUCUUGUA